CAGACCAUGGACGGGAUGCGCAAAAGCUGGAAGAUGUCCUCGGACCCGUUGCAGCAGGAGGUCAGCACGGCCACCGCUCGUCGACACGGUCCGUCAUUGGUCUCUAAGGCAGGUGGGAGGCUGCAUACACUAGUUGACUUUUCUUCGUAGCGCUGUAAAUGAAAACUGCGAUAAUUAUGAUCAUGUGGUGUAGCCCCGCUCAGUCUAGUUUUCGGUUUGAGGCUUUCGCAUUUCUGAUGAAAGGAGUGUCGAUGUCUAUUUGGCUCAUGUGCAUGAGGAAUCCGAACCAAUUUUCUCAGGCAUCACGUCCGAGAUGGGGCGUGCUUCGAUCUCACCGAUCA
This is a messenger RNA of Amoebophrya sp. A120, 341 nucleotides long. Lineage: Eukaryota; Dinophyceae; Syndiniales; Amoebophryaceae. The record is from the annotation of a GenBank genome assembly.